Xyrauchen texanus (razorback sucker) is the source of this 774-nucleotide messenger RNA. It is a transcript of the gene plp1a, whose product is annotated as proteolipid protein 1a. The transcript has 7 exons. Gene Ontology annotation, molecular function: structural constituent of myelin sheath. The record is from RefSeq and is a predicted model, not a curated record. Gene Ontology annotation, cellular component: plasma membrane; myelin sheath. Lineage: Eukaryota; Metazoa; Chordata; Actinopteri; Cypriniformes; Catostomidae. Gene Ontology annotation, biological process: axon development; central nervous system myelination. Bases 37 to 774 code for a protein of 245 amino acids.
ACCCCACAUAGUAGCACUACACUGCUGCCAACAGACAUGGGUUGUUAUGAAUGCUGUAUGCGCUGCCUGGGAGGAGUGCCGUACGUCUCUCUGGUGGCAACUCUACUGUGUUUCUCUGGCAUUGCUCUGUUCUGCGGCUGUGGACAUCAGGCACUUACAGAGAGCGAGAGACUCAUCGAAACCUACUUCACCCGAAACAAUCAGGACUACAUCACCCUAGCGUACAUUAUUGAGUAUUUCCAGUAUGUUAUCUACGGCCUGGCCUCCUUCUUCUUCCUGUACUGUAUAGUCCUGCUGGCGGAAGGUUUUUACACCACCAAUGCGGUCCGGCAAUCAUUUGGAGAAUUCCGUAGUACCACUUGUGGCCGCUGUCUCAGCACAACGUUCAUCGUGAUUACAUACUUCCUGGUUGUAGUCUGGUUACUGGUGUUCUCCCUGUCUGCACUUCCUGUCUACUUCUUCUAUAACAUGGCAAACACCUGUCAGACCAUUAACUUCCUGUCUGAGACGCCCUCCAGCAUCAACCAGCUGUGCAUCGAUGCCAGACAGUACGGUUUACUUCCAUGGAGUGCAGUUCCAGGAAAGGCUUGUGGAAUGACCCUGUCUAAUGUAUGCAAAACAAGAGAGUUUUUCCUGACAUAUGAUCUCUACAUCGCUGCCUUCGCUGGAGCGGGGAUGACAGUCUUGGCUCUGCUCACAUAUACUGUGUCCACCACCUAUAACUUUGCAGUUCUACGGUAUCUGGGGAGAAAGGGCAUCAGUCCACGGUGUUAG